Diabrotica balteata is the source of this 1293-nucleotide messenger RNA. Lineage: Eukaryota; Metazoa; Arthropoda; Insecta; Coleoptera; Chrysomelidae. The record is from the annotation of a GenBank genome assembly.
AGUCCUGAAAAGUGCGCGCUUCGGAAGUGAACUUAAAUUUUUGAAUGUUCGCAGGAGUGACAUUCUAGCACGUUAAGGGCCCAAACCAAACUAAAUGGAUAAAAUGUUUAGUAUUUUGUCGCUAAUAUGGCUCACUUUGAACUUGGUCAAAUUAGUGAUGAGUCAUGGCAGACUUAUGGAGCCCCCAGCGAGAAACUCAAUGUGGAGGUUCGGCUUUCCCAAUCCAGUUAAUUAUAAUGACAAUGAACUAUUCUGCGGUGGGUUUACAGUUCAAUGGGAGCAAAACGAGGGCAAAUGCGGCCUUUGCGGAGAUGCUUACCACGCUGAAGAACCAAGGCCCCACGAAGCAAAAGGUACUUACGCCAAAGGCAUCAUCAGUAGGCAUUACAGUGUUGGACAAUAUAUAGAUAUAGAAGUGGAACUGACGGCUAACCAUUAUGGACGCUUCGAGGUCUUGUUGUGUCCAAAUAACAAUCCUGGUCAGGAAGCAACGCAGGAGUGCUUUGAUAGAUUUCCUCUAUAUUUAACGGAUACUCGAGAGACAAAAUAUGAGAUUCCAGAAGGUGGAAAGAAAAAAGCCGUAUUUAGAUACCAAGUUCGACUUCCACCAUACAUAACCUGCACACAAUGCGUGCUUCAAUGGACCUACUACACAGGAAACCAAUGGGGCGAAUGCACGAACGGCACCCAAGCCCAAGGGUGUGGAAAAUCGGAAACCUUUCGCAACUGCGCAGACGUAGCUAUCCAUUCCAGCGCCGGUGGAGCUAUUCCUCCCGUAUUUGUUGAAAACUUAAACCCGUAUCAACUAUAUUACAAAGAUUAUUCUAAACCAGCUCCGUACAAUGUGAUACCGUUGGUAGUUAGAGAGCAGGUUUGUGUUCCGAACAGUCUGUACAGGAUGAUCUCCGGUAUGUGGGAAUGGUGUCAAGAGAAUUGCUUGAGGUAUCCUCCAAAUUGUCCACAAGAAAUUUGCUCAUGUCCUAACACCUGUGAGGCAGUAGGCGCUUAUAGAGGCAACUUGGGUGCAGACGUAUAUUGCAUGGACAAAUGCAUUGUAUAUCCCGCUAGGAACUGUCCACAUAACGAAUGUGCAUGUUAUGAGGAAGGGAUCGACUCAAAUCAGAUUUAAAAUUAUAAAUAAUAAAUAAAAUUGUUUGUAGUUUGUUAGAAUAACUUAUUGUGUCAUAUAUAAUAUCAAAUGUAAGUUUUAUACAUACAUCAUUUUAAGAUAAAUAUGUAAAAUAAGAUUAAGUGAAGAUAUUUUAAUAUUUGUAAUAUAAAAUAUUUAUUUUA